UCCGGCGACGCCUUGAUGCCGACCUCUGCAGAGACUAGUGCAGCCCAGCGGAGCACGGCAAAGCAAACGCAGCACAAUGGAUGGUCGGGUGCAGCUGAUAAAGGCCCUUCUGGCCUUGCCCAUCCGGCCCGCGACCCGUCGGUGGAGGAACCCGAUUCCCUUUCCUGAGACGUUUGACGGCGAUACCGACCGACUCCCCGAGUUCAUCGUGCAGACGGGCUCCUACAUGUUCGUGGAUGAGAACACGUUCUCCAGCGAUGCCCUGAAGGUGACGUUCCUCAUCACCCGCCUCACCGGGCCGGCCCUGCAGUGGGUGAUCCCCUACAUCAAAAAGGAUAGCCCCCUCCUCAACGAUUACCGGGGCUUCCUGGCCGAGAUGAAGCGGGUCUUUGGAUGGGAGGAGGACGAGGAUUUCUAAGCCGGGAGAUCCUCGGGCCUGGGGGCGUGUGGUCUGAGGAGGGUUCUCUGCGCCAGUCGCCACGGCCAGGGUAGCUACCAGCGCGCCCUCCUGCCACCCCUCCCCCCUUUGAGUCGCUACGAUCUCCCAUGCGCUUCUGUCCCUUCCUGUGUCGCGCUUGCCUUUGUUUCAGGAAUAGCACUCCAGGCUAGCGCUGCUGUCUUUGGGCCUCGGGAGCGCGCCUCUGCCCUCUCCUGCCAGUCCAGCCCCUCUCAUGCCAUUUGGACGCUGUCCUGUGUUCCAACUGCAAGCUGGGCUCCUGUCACACGCUGGACAGACCACCCACACCCGGCCACUGUCCACCCCUACGCCCCCGGCCACACUGCCAGACUACUGCGUCAUUCUGCCUGCACACCUGCACUGCCUCUGCUACUGCUGUUGCUGUCCACGGCACCCCACUACCAGACUGCUACUCUUAGUGAUUUGGACUCACCUGUAAGGUAUCUGAGCUGAAGAGGCCAGCCAGCCUGUCACCUUCAGCAGGAUCCAUUUCCUUUGGACUCCCAGAAAACUCUUUAUGUUCCUGCCAGAUGGCUGCCAGGACCCAGGUGUGCUUGGUGGCCAAAUCCAGUCACUCAUUUUCUCCCAUGGACUAGUUAUUUUUGCUCUGAAUCCAUUUCUUGUCUCAGUUUGCAGCUGUCUCUGACGUGUGCCUUUUGUUCAACACAAGAACCCCUGCACUCUGCCCUAUACAAAUGUCUUUUCCCUAUUUUCAAUAAAUGCCAGACACUAUUGAAAAA
Messenger RNA from Otolemur garnettii (small-eared galago), 1197 nucleotides. RefSeq names its product retrotransposon Gag-like protein 8B. The record is from RefSeq and is a predicted model, not a curated record. Bases 77 to 418 code for a protein of 113 amino acids. NCBI's taxonomy places the organism in Eukaryota, Metazoa, Chordata, Mammalia, Primates, Galagidae. The transcript has a single exon.